Molecule: messenger RNA, 888 nt
Organism: Purpureocillium takamizusanense
Lineage: Eukaryota; Fungi; Ascomycota; Sordariomycetes; Hypocreales; Ophiocordycipitaceae
Gene: RPS5
Product: ribosomal protein S5
Exons: 3
Coding region: 78-719 (213 amino acids)
Biological process (GO): translation; ribosomal small subunit assembly
Cellular component (GO): cytosolic small ribosomal subunit; ribosome
Molecular function (GO): structural constituent of ribosome; mRNA binding; rRNA binding
Source: RefSeq, a predicted model, not a curated record
CCCAUCUCGACCAUCUGCAAUACUAACCCGCAGUCCCUCCCUCCCGCCAGAUCGAACGCACGACUGCAACAGCCAAAAUGUCUGACGGCGGCGAUAUCGAGGUCGAGAACACCGUUCUCUCUGACGUCCUCCCCAAGGAUGUCGUCAAGGAGGUCGGCAACAUCAAGCUGUUCAACAAGUGGGACUACGAUGUCGAGGUCCGCGACAUCUCCCUGACUGACUACAUCUCUCUGCGAAACCCUGUUUAUGUCACCCACUCCGCUGGCCGAUAUGCCGUCAAGCGCUUCCGCAAGGCCAACUGCCCCAUCAUCGAGCGAUUGACCAACUCGCUCAUGAUGCACGGCCGCAACAACGGCAAGAAGCUGAUGGCUGUGCGCAUCGUCGCCCACGCCUUCGAGAUCAUCCACCUCAUGACCGACCAGAACCCCAUCCAGGUCGCCGUUGAUGCCAUCGUCAACUGCGGUCCCCGCGAAGACUCUACCCGAAUCGGCUCCGCCGGUACCGUCCGCCGACAAGCCGUCGAUGUGUCCCCCCUGCGCCGGGUCAACCAGGCUAUCGCCCUGCUCACCACCGGUGCCCGCGAGGCCUCUUUCCGCAACGUCAAGUCGAUUGCCGAGUGCCUUGCUGAGGAGCUGAUCAACGCCGCCAAGGGCAGCAGCAACUCGUACGCCAUCAAGAAGAAGGACGAGCUGGAGCGUGUGGCCAAGAGCAACCGAUAAAUGGGACGUGGACGGUGUCUGGCUGGAGGGUUUGCGGCUUUGGCGUGGUUCUGGCAUCUUUCAGAAUUGCAUUUUUGCGUUCAGGUCUGGGAACGCGGCUAUGGAUUGUCACAAAUGGCUCUAGAGACUCAAUAAAAAGCUGGGCUCAACUGGGUCACAAUGAAUUUCA